This is a messenger RNA of Puntigrus tetrazona (Sumatra barb), 3146 nucleotides long. RefSeq names its product pre-B-cell leukemia homeobox 1b (gene pbx1b). Bases 304 to 1590 code for a protein of 428 amino acids. Gene Ontology annotation, cellular component: nucleus. Lineage: Eukaryota; Metazoa; Chordata; Actinopteri; Cypriniformes; Cyprinidae. Gene Ontology annotation, biological process: neuron development; brain development; animal organ morphogenesis. Gene Ontology annotation, molecular function: DNA-binding transcription factor activity, RNA polymerase II-specific; RNA polymerase II cis-regulatory region sequence-specific DNA binding. The record is from RefSeq and is a predicted model, not a curated record. The transcript is spliced from 9 exons.
CGUGAGCUUUGAGAGCGCUACAAUGUAACAAAAGCAGCGGGAUGAAACAGUAAAAUAACGCGCGAGUGUAUGAAGCGCUGCGUUCACGCGGGACCUGAUUAACACCACACGCCACACACACACACACACAUACACACGCGCGCACACACACGCGCGCGCACCCCGGCGAGUUUAGUGGUUAAAGGGCUGAUAGCGGCUCGGGCUGUGAGUGAGUGAGCUCAGGAGGACCGCGCUUACAGAGACACCGACAGAGGAAUCUCCGCCGCAGCUGGACAGAGGACCGGAGGACCGGAGCGGGCCGACAUGGACGAGCAGCCGCGCCUGAUGCACGCUCAUGCGGCCGUGGGGAUGAGCGGACACCCGGGCCUGUCACAGCACAUACCGGACAACACCGGAGCCAACGACGGAGACGGAAGGAAGCAGGACAUUGGAGACAUUUUACAACAGAUCAUGACCAUCACUGACCAGAGUCUGGACGAGGCGCAGGCCAGAAAACAUGCUCUUAACUGCCACAGAAUGAAGCCAGCGCUCUUCAACGUCCUGUGUGAAAUCAAAGAAAAAACAGUGUUGAGUAUCCGUGGCGCUCAGGAGGAGGAGCCUCCCGACGCCCAGCUGAUGCGAUUGGACAACAUGCUGCUGGCGGAGGGCGUGUCCGGGCCGGAGAAAGGGGGCGGGUCUGCGGCGGCGGCGGCGGCGGCGGCUUCGGCUGGAGUCGGAGCUGAUAACUCAGCAGAACACUCCGAUUACAGAGCCAAACUCACCCAGAUCCGCCAGAUCUACCACACCGAGCUGGAGAAGUACGAACAGGCGUGUAACGAGUUCACGACCCAUGUGAUGAACCUGCUGAGAGAGCAGUCUCGCACGCGGCCCAUCUCGCCCAAAGAGAUCGAGCGCAUGGUCGGCAUCAUCCACCGCAAGUUCAGCUCCAUCCAGAUGCAGCUGAAGCAGAGCACCUGCGAGGCCGUCAUGAUCCUGCGCUCCCGCUUCCUCGACGCCAGGAGGAAAAGACGAAACUUCAACAAACAGGCCACAGAGAUCCUGAAUGAAUAUUUCUACUCCCAUCUCAGUAACCCGUAUCCCAGCGAGGAGGCCAAAGAAGAGCUGGCCAAGAAGUGUUCGAUCACCGUCUCGCAGGUGUCCAACUGGUUCGGAAACAAACGGAUCCGAUAUAAGAAGAACAUCGGAAAGUUCCAGGAAGAAGCCAACAUGUACGCGGCCAGAACGGCUGUGAACGCAGCGAGCGUGUCGGCACACGGCAGCCAGGCCAACUCCCCGUCCACUCCAAACUCAGCAGGUUCUGCUGGCUCUUUUAACAUGUCAAACUCUGGCGAUUUGUUUAUGAGUGUUCAGUCUCUGAACGGGGACUCGUACCAGGGCUCUCAGGUGGGAGCCAAUGUGCAGUCACAGGUGGAUACCCUUCGCCAUGUUAUCAGCCAGACAGGAGGAUACAGUGACGGCCUCGCAGCAAACCAGAUGUACAGUCCGCAGGGCAUCAAUGCGAACGGUGGCUGGCAGGACCCCACCACCCCGUCCUCCGUCACCUCCCCCACAGAAGGACCCGGAAGCGUUCACUCCGACACCUCCAACUGAUCCUCACACACACACACACACACACACACGGACUGUCUCCAUCCCCGCACCGCAUCUUCAGACGUCUCCAUGCUACCUCUCAGACCUCCACACCGCAGACAGCAGGACGUUUAGACCAGACACAUAGCGACCCUGCCUUCAUCGUCACGACAAACAUCACGUUAUGUUUGAAGCAUUUUUGCAAUUUUACCAUAGUGCCAAAGUACUUUUAUACAUCACUUUAGGAACUCGUUUUACAUUUACAAUAGACUUGUGCUUGAAAAAGCAGUUUGCACUGCGUCUGAGCUGAACUCGAUUUCCGUUCGUCUAAUAACCUUUGCUUUGAAUCUCCAGAUACUUGGUUUACAAAUAAAGGCAGCGUAGAUAUUAAAAACCAGUGCUGUCAGACUCUUUAAAAUGUGCGCUGCGUGUAUUUAUUACGUGUACGUAAAUGCAAACACAUGCAUGUAUAUAUUUAAGAAAAAUACGCCGUGUUUAUAUAUUAAAUAUAUUUAUAUUUAGCGUGAUAAUAUAAAUAUAUAAAUGUGUGCACAUUAAAAUAUAUAUGCGUGCGUAUUUACGUAUACACAAUAAAAUGAGCGCAGCACACGUGUUAUCGUUUGGCAGCACUGAUCACAAUAUUCAUUUCUAAAGGUUAUUAGCGCAACGUCACGCUUUCGAUUUAUUCACGCGAUCCUGACGAAUCUGUGACGUUUAUGCACAGAAUCCCUUUAUACAUCGUCGUCGUCUUCAUCAUCAGAAUGCAAUAAAAGGCAAUCAGAAGUGAACCGAUCCCAAAUGUGAAAUGGCUUUGUUUUUUCUUUUUUCCCUCCGGUUUCGUUCCACGUCAGGCUCCUCUCUCCCGGGGGGCCGACCUUGAUACCAAAAAACGCUCCUCCGUUCGCAUCGCAUCCUUCACGCUGUAAAUUGUGGCAAGAUGAAACCAAAAAAAAAAAAAAAAAAGAAAAACCCCAACACGGCACGCCAAUGCAGAAAUCGGUUCGGAUAUAUUUUUGAUGCCCUCCUGUCGUGAAAAGCCGAUUCUCGUUUCUGGCCACGCGUUUGAUUUUUCUCGCAGGCAUAAUGUGAAUGCGCGCUAGCUUCUAUAAGUAGAUGUGCACCUUUGCUCUUCUUUUGCUCUUUUCAUAACGAAGGCAUCUGGUUUCGGAGCUCUAGAUAGUUCGGCUCAUAGUCUUUUCUUUGGUUCGCCGUCUCGGAUCCCAUUUCAGCAGAAAAAGCCUCAUAUAAUGACGCUUUUAGUUUUUUGCAUAUACAGCUGUUUGUAAAACAUCAAAUGUUUACUUUGUUGCAUGUCUUUUGUUCUUUAAACUCCUGCAGUGUUUUUGAAUGUUUCUCUCUUCUUUUUUUUAUAUCAAGCGCAGAGACAUUCUCUUGUCAAGUUUUAACUUUUAAGAUCUCUGCAUAUGUAUAAAAGGAAUAAAAUGGAACAGCAAACUAUUGUCUUUUUGAUUCCAACUCGUUUUUGUGAAGAAAAACUAACAAGGUGUAGGUUUUUUGGUCUCUUAAUUUGUACUGGUAAUGCAUAUUCCAAAUAAAUAGUUUCUUUUGUUGCGAUA